AUGGAGCGGGGCGGGGGCGGUGGAGGGAGCCGAAGGGAGAUUAUGGAAGCGGGGGUAGGAGGAGCUCGCGCCUGCGCCGACAGGCCCCGGUGGCGCAUUUUCCCCCCCAUCAGGCGAAGGUGGCGGUUGAGGCGGAAGGGGGUGGGGCUCUGUGCCCACCGCCACACUGGGCUGAGACGGGCGGAGAGAAGGGGCUCGCUCCGGGCUGGCGGAGAAGCGGCGGAGACCUCGGAAGGUGAGAGGCGGCGCUGCUUAACGGGCGGGGGGGCUUGCCUCCGCCUCCUCCCCCUGCUAUAAAGCGGAGGCCGCCGGGGAGGACGAGCAGCUGCGCCUUGGCGGUGGCGGGAGAAGCAGGAGCUGCCCGUCCUCCUGCCUCGGCGUCUCUCUCCCUGGAAUGUACCUGUGGGAGGGUGGCAUUUAUUUAUUUGCAGUUGCUAUUGAUUUUCAUUCUCUUUUGAAUAUUUUUAAGUAACUAUUUUAAACUUUAUAUUGAUAAUGAUCGAUGUUUUAUUUUUAUUUUUCUAAACCGAUUAGUGACUUUGUUACAAUCAAGCGCGCUCGCUCGCUCUCCCUAUACAGUACAGUGGUACCUCGGGUUACAUACGCUUCAGGUUACAGACUCUGCUAACCCAGAAAUAAUACCUCUGGUUAAGAACUUUGCUUCAGGAUGAGAACAGAAAUCGCAGGGUGGUGGCAUGGUGGCAGCAAGAGGCCCCAUUAGCUGAAGUGGUGCUUCAGGUUAAGAACAGUUUCAGGCCAAGAACGGACCUCUGGAAUGAAUUAAGUACUUAACCUGAGGUACCACUCUGUGUGUGUGUGUGUGUGUGUGUGUGUGUGUAGGGUUUUUUUUUUAAAAAAUGUUGAUUUAAAGCAGAGGUUUCCAACCUUUUCCAGUCUACGGUGCCUUUGACCAACUACAUUCUUUCUGCAGUACCCCUGUGGGACUCAGGAGACGAGUUAUGUCACCCCUUGCCUGCAGAGCUGGCAGCCUCUCACCCUUUUAUCGAACACCCUCCCGUGUGGCCUGUUCCCUCAAUCUCCUCUCCUUGAGAGCUGCAGCUGCCACCCUUGCUCCAAAGAGAGGUGCCUCCUCACAUUGCCCCAUAAGGGCCUGGGAAGAGGAUGCCCACAGCCUUAGUGGCCCAACGGAGGCUGGCCAAAGGUGAAAGUGAAGCUGGCACCUUACCUUAGGAGGCAGCAGUGUCAGCAAGGAGUGCUGCCGGGCAUGCAUGGUGGAAAGGCUCCCCUUCAGCCCCAGGCAGGCCUUGCACACAGCAAGCCCAAGGAAGGUCAGUGCAGCAUCUGCCUGCCUGCCUGGCCUCCCACUUGCCUGUCCAUUCCCAACAAUCAAGGGCUGGUGAGAUCCCUCACCCACUUGCUUGCUUACUCUGAGCAUGCCUCAGUUCUGGCAACCAGCACCUCCUGGCCCAGCCCUAUUGGGACCAUUUGCCUGGGGAGCCUGUAGCCAGUGCUGCUGCAAUAAACAACUGUGCAAGCCUUUGGGAGGCAGAGGUGCAAGAGGGCAUUGGAUAAAAGAGGAACAGAUGCCAGUGUUGCCUGUAGUACCCCAGACCAUCCUUCAAGGAACCCCAGGGUGCUGUGGCACACUGGUUGAAAACCACUGAUUUAAAGUGUUGUAAAGGACCCCUGACCAUUAGGUCCAGUCGUGGCCGACUCUGGGGUUGCGGCGCUCAUCUCACUUUAUUGGCCAAGGGAGCCGGCGUACAGCUUCUGGGUCAUGUGGCCAACAUGACUAAGCCACUUCUGGUGAACCAGAGCGGCACAUGGAAACGCCGUUUACCUUCCCACCGGAGCAGUACCUAUUUAUCUACUUGCACUUUGACGUGCUUUCAAACUGCUAGGUGGGCAGGAGCAGGGACUGAGCAACGGGAGCUCACCCUGUCGCGGGGAUUCGAACCGCUGACCUUCUGAUCGGCAAGUCCUAGGCUCUGUGGUUUAACCCACAGCACCACCCGCAUCCCUUUAAAGUGUUGUAAGACAUCCUAAACUCUUGGCACUGCAACAACAACAAGAAGUGUGUUUUUAUUGAGCUUCAUCAAUGCUUGUAGUGUGGCAUGGGUGUAGCCUGGGGGGUGGGGGGCAGCUGCCUCUUCCCUAAAUCAAGGAAAUCAAUAAAAAUAUUUAACUAACUGUGGUUCUGCCCCACUAACAUAAAUCCUGGCUAUGCCAAUGUAGUGUGGUAUUGAAAUGUGGCUAGUUUGCAGGAGUUGAUAUGUACAAAAGUCUACUGAUGGAUUUUGCACUCUUCAACAUUUUUGUGAAGCUCUAUGUAGUGGGGGUGCUCUCUAACCCUAUGUCUUAUUUGCCCUUAUGGUAGUGUGGGCACAUAUGGGGGAUUGACACCUGUAGAGCUAUCAUAAUAUAGAGUGCUCUUGAGAGUUCCUUUAGUAGUUCAUCAUUUGGUGGAGGAAAGACUGAGAAAAUACAGUAUAAAGCCUUCUUGGAACUAGUUCCUUUGAGUUUUGUCUACACUGCCUCUUUACCAGCCUCUUUAUAUUUCUUUAACAUACCUUGGUUGUGGCAUUUAACACUCGUUAAAGAAACUAUAUUGCUGUCAUCCCCUCCCCAAACUUGCUUAACUAUUUUAGACUGAAGAGUGUGUUAUCAAGGAGCUGAGCUCAACUGGAACUCUGUACAUGCCCUAAGGCACUGCAUGUGAUUUGGGCUUGCUCUGAGCAAUGACAGCAUUAUUGUCACCAGGGAAGGGUGGAUACAUCUUUGCUGAGCUGUAGCCCUAUGGCAUGACACUUCACUAGCAUAACUUGGAUUGCCCCAGAAAACACUCUGCCAGUGUCUUUACGAAUAUUGUGUGAAACAAUCCUUUCAGAUCCAGAGAGAUAAGAUGCCCCCUCACAACACCUAUAACUGGAAAUGGAGGUGUUGACUUCAUGGAUGAAAAGAAUUGGGUUAUGCAAGUUUUUCAGACUCAUGUUGCUACAGAAUGUUGCCCUAGUACUUCAUGUAGAUGCUUCUAAGUGUCAAAACUGUUAAUGUUUGACAGUUGCCUUAUAAGUGUAACAGAACUUGAAGCCAAAAGCUUGUAUAAUAACUGUUGUUAAAUAUGCUGUGUGUAGUUAUUGCCCUCAUAUUUUUUCCUAGACUGCAGCUAUACUAAUACUUUGGUAUUAGUUUGAAUUAUUGCAGCUGCUUUUAUUUUUAUUAAUAAUAAUAAAUCAAUGGAACCAUGUCUAGUGAUAGCCAGGGUGUCUACUAAUCUUGGGUGAUAGCCAGCUACGUCCUCUUCUUCAUGUCCCUCCUCCACAAGAGGUCCGGAGGGUGGCAACACGAGAACGAGGCUUUUCUGCAGUGGCUCCCCAUCUGUGGAAUGCUCUCCCUAGGGAGGUUCGUGUGGUGCCUUCAUUAUACACUUUUAGGCACCAGGCAAAAAUGUUCCUUUUUAACCAAGCCUUUGGUUGAUUGACAUCCUAUGCCCUUUUAACGUGUCUGGGGUGUUAUUGGGUGGCUCUUCUUCUUAUUUUGAUUAUGUAUUUUGUGGUUUCAUACUCUGAUUUUAUCCUAUGAACUGCCCUGAGACCUGCAGGUAUAGGGCAGUAUACAAAUUUAAUGAAUUAAUAAUAAUAAAUAAAUAAUGCUCUUAAUAGUUGGAUAUCAACAUAGCAUGAGUUCCUGAUCUAUUGGGGCAACUGCUGGAGGCCACAUUGUGCAGUAGAACCCACAACCCCGUUGGGCCUUUGGUCAGCAUUGACCUCACCACCAGACAUACAUAGCUCACCUGUUACUGCCACUAGUCACUUCCUCACCCUUCCAACUAGAGUUACUCAGCAGGCAACAGUGGUGCUUUGGAUGCCAGCUGAAAUAUCGCUCAGUUCUAGUAUGCACUAGCAGCUGACAUCUUCGAUUCUUCAGAUGUAGGGGCUGUCCAAAGUACUGCUGCUCCCUGCCAGGUAAACAUGUCCUACUGGUGGGUGUGGGGGUGUGUGUGUGUGUGAGAGAGAGAGAGAGAGAGAGAGACUGACUGACUGAUUGCAGCACUAGGCUAAGGCUGGUGAUGGCAAGGGCGGCAGCAGUGCUGGGUGGAGCCCAGGAUGGUGCAGGGGGUUUGUCUGCAGCACCUUGAUGAUAGGACAUUAAAGUCUUCUUCUAGGCAUGCUUCUUAGGAAAGGUGGGAUAGAAGACUUGCAAACAAAGAGGGUAUCUAGAUUAUGUUUUCCUGGCUCACACAUAGUUGUGGUCAUAUUCCACAGAUCUUUAAAGAAGUAUCUUGAACUCCAGUUUUUCAUGAUGACCAGCAGCAUUCCUUCUGAUCCAGUUGGUCGAAGAAUCAUCCGUAAUGGUGAAUAUGGAACUGUGCUCUAUGCUGGCAAAGUUCCUCCUACAACAGGUAGGAAAAUGUUUUUUUAUUUCAUCAUAUACUAUCACUGGAUGGCAAGGCAAACAAAGCGAUAAAACAUUAAUUCCUUUUGGUAUGUUGCUUCGGAAGGUUAGCAUACUAUGUUUUGGAUAGUAUCAAUCUUAUAUAGGGGUUCAAUGGAGCCCUUUAAAGUAGUCCUAGCUGGAAAUAAAGUUGAUUGAAUUCAAAAUGAUACACAAACAUUUAUUUUAGUGGUGCUGGCACAGCAAAAAUGAGUGUCAAACUACCCCUUUCACAUUGACUGGCAGGAGUUGGCUGGGCCUUGGAUAUGGCUGUGGCUGUCACUGACUGUGAUUAUGAUUGCUCUCCGUAGUAGACAGUUGCUUCCAGUGCUUUAGGAAGAAUGCACUGUGAAGGAAAACUUAAAUUAAAUGUUCAGGCCUGAUUUGUCAUUAGCAAAUUGAGCUUAAUUUCUGCUUUUCCAACCAUUCUGCAGCAUGAUUUCUAAUUUUAGCAAAAACAUAUUGGAAAAUGCUAGAUACAGGUAGGUAUCCGUGUUGGUCUGACAUAGUCGAAAUAAAUAAAAAAAUUAAAAGAUUGUCCAGUAGCACCUUAGAGACCAACUAAGUUUGUUCUGGGUAUAAGCUUUUGUAUGCAUGCAUGCAUCUGAAGAAGUGUGCAUGAACACAAAAGCUUAUACCUAUAACAAAUCUAGUUGGUCUCUAAGGUGCUACUGGAAAUUUUUUUUAAAAAUUAUUUAUUUGGAAAAUGCACUCAUGUUACUCAUGUUAUUAUACAAAUAAUAUCCAAGAAUGGCAAGUACUGAUAAAAUGGAAGACUAUCAAGCUGAAAUUGUUGUUAACUGAUGUUUUACACAAUGUUCAUUAAUCAGUUCUGAUGUCCAGGGUAAAUUAGUAUUGGGAUUAGAAGUAGUAUUCAUACUAAACUGGUGUCAGCUUUGGGGCAAAAAGCAAAAAACUAAUCAGAUGGCUUUUUGUUCAUUCCUGAACCUUCAAGGGUUUUGGCCUAUUAAGCCCACAGCAGAGAGUGUGGUGUUGAUUAAUUUUGCUCACUCAUGUCACAUUAAACACUGGGAGGGGUGGCUAACACCCCAGAGGACAGGAUCACACUUCAAAACGACCUUGACAGAUUAGAGAACUGGGCCAAAACAAACAAGAUGAAUUUUAACAGGGAGAAAUGUAAAGUAUUGCACUUGGGCAAAAAAAUGAGAGGCACAAAUACAAGAUGGGGGACACCUGGCUUGAGAGCAGUACAUGUGAAAAGGAUCUAGGAGUCUUGGUUGACCACAAACUUGACAUGAGCCAACAGUGUGACGCGGCAGCUAAAAAGCCAAUGCAAUUCUGGGCUGCAUCAAUAGUAUAGCAUCUAGAUCAAGGGAAGUAAUAGUGCCACUGUAUUCUGCUCUGGUCAGACCUCACCUGGAGUACUGUGUCCAGUUCUGGGCACCACAGUUCAAGAAGGACAUUGACAAACUGGAACGUGUCCAGAGGAGGGCAACCAAAAUGGUCAAAGGCCUGGAAACGAUGCCUUAUGAGGAACGGCUAAGAGAGCUGGGCAUGUUUAGCCUGGAGAAGAGGAGGUUAAGGGGUGAUAUGAUAGCCAUGUUCAAAUAUAUAAAAGGAUGUCACAUAGAGGAGGGAGAAAGGUUGUUUUCUGCUGCUCCAGAGAAGUGGACACGGAGCAAUGGAUCCAAACUACAAGAAAGAAGAUUCCACCUAAGCAUUAGGAAGAACUUCCUGACAGUAAGAGCUGUUCAACAGUGGAAUUUGCUCCCAAGGAGUGUGGUGGAGUCUCCUUCUUUGGAGGUCUUUAAGCAGAGGCUUGACAACCAUAUGUCAGGAGUGCUCUGAUGGUGUUUCCUGCUUGGCAGGGGGUUGGACUCGAUGGCCCUUGUGGUCUCUUCCAACUCCUAUGAUUCUAUGAUUCUAAACCAUGCUUUAGCAUGUCAUGCGGACUCUGCCAGUAUUUGCGAAUAAUAUUAUGGGCAGAUUUCUUUUCAUGUUGAGUUUUGCAUUUGUAAAAGCAAAGUUUAUAAUUACUUUAGGAUUUUGGCUUGGAGUAGAAUGGGACAACCCUGAAAAAGGAAAACAUAAUGGUAGUCAUGAAGGAAUACAAUAUUUCAGAUGCAGGUGAGUUAAUAUUGACAUAUGCAGUACUUUUUUUUUAGCAAACAGAUGAACCAGAGGAUAUGGGGACAAGAUUGUGUGUAUUUAUUUCAUAAAAUAAAUUGUAAAAAAACAAACAAACCUCAAAGCAGCUGUCAAAAAGAUAAAACAAUAAAGUGAAGAAAAGUUUACAAUAGCACACUAGAAUAUACAAAGUUAAGAUACUGGGACAGAUUAAAAUUACCUCAGCUCUCUGAGCAUCUGAGCAAGGCGGUUGAGUGGGCAAAUGUGGGGUAAGGUGCUCUCCUGGGUAAACUGGUCCCAAAUUGGUAAGGGAUUUAUAUCUGAUAGAAACACCUUAAACCUGGUCUGGUAGCAAAUCAGCACAGAUGUUAUAUACUGGCAAGGCCUGUCAGCAAUCAUGCUGCAACCUUAAUGCACUAACUGUAGCUUCCAGAUCAAGCGUGAGGGAAGCCACACAGAGUGCAUUGCAGUAAUCCAGUCCUGAAGUAACCAAGUAAAGAGGAAGAGGAAGAUUUUUAGCAAAAAAAAAGACAUUUAAUAUAAUGUCAUGUUGCAUACAAGAAUUCUGAAUAUCUGCAUAGUAUUUUUGUGGCAAAUGUUACUAAACUGUUUGAGAAAUGAAUUAAAGAAGAGUUUCCAUCAGCAGUCUUUGUCUUUUUCCUAAAAGCUCUCUUGUUUUAGGCUGUCUGCAAUACUUAUUAUUAGGUUUGGAGGGGCGAAGACUAAGCAAUUGGCCUAUGAAUCAGUUAGAGUCAAGUGUCUCAGUGCCCCUGAACAAGUGUACAUUUAUUAAUUUAGCACAGCUCUGUAGAUACAAUAAUAUUGACACCUUGCAGAGCUACUGUAAGGAUUGCUGAGAGUGUAUGUGAAGCUCUGCAGUGCUGGUAAGUGUGUUUAUUGCAUUAUUAUCAUACCCGCCUCCAAGAGGUUUAAAGCCCUAUGCGGCCUAGGACCCUUGUACCUAUGGGACCGCCUCUCCUGGUGUGUCCCGUGGAGGACUUUAAGGUCCACAAAUAACAACACUUUGGAGGUCCCGAGCCUCAAGGAGGUUAGAUUGGUCUCAACUAGGCCUAGGGCCUUUUCAGCACUGGCCCCGACUUGGUGGAACACUGUCACAAGAAACUAGGGCCCUGCAGGACUUGACAUCUUUCCGCAGGGCCUGCAAGACAGAGCUGUUCCGCCUGGCCUUUGGUUUGGACUCAUUCUGACCCUUAUGUUUCCCUCCCCUUAUGGUUUUGAUUUAUGGGCUACUAUUAAAAUGAAGCUGCUUUUUAAAUUGUAUUAUAAUAAACUGGUGUUUUAUUUGUCCAUCCCCCCCCAUUAUGUUUUAUUGUAAUUUUAUUGAUGUUAGCCGCACUGAGCCUGGCUCUGGCCGGGGAGGGUGGGGUAUAAAUAAAAAAUUAUUAUUAUUAUAUUAAGAGGCUUACAGUUCUGAAACAAAGGUAUUACUAAAAUGUCAACAGCAGAAGCUUAUUUUUUUGACAGAAAAGUGGUUUAUAAUUCUGUAAUUUUCUAUAUUUUCCUUCCAGGCACCCCACAGGUGGAUCCUUUAUCCGUCCAAGCAAGGCAAAUUUUGGAGUAGAUUUCCUUUCUGCUGUCAAGAAGCAGUAUGGAUUGAAUGAAGAUGAAAAAGAUGCCGAGGGUGGGACAGAAUCAUCAUUAGCGUUUGGAAGCAAGAUUGUAGAAACUGUUGGGUUUGAUUCCAUUAAAGAAAAACAAAUGCAAGUAUGCUUUCUCUGGCAAAUGAAGAGAGUAUAAGAAUGUCAUUUAAUGUGUUUCUGGCAGUUAAGGAGGGUACAGAGCAGGGUGGGCUGGGGUGGGGGCAGCAUGACCUAGGGAGAGACUGUGUUUGGUCCAUAGUCUGAAGGUUCCUCACUCCUGCUUUUCACUAAAGUGCUCUAUGCUGAGACACUCUUUUCUUGCAGGCAAUUGAAUACAUUAACUGACAUCUCAGUAGACGAAUGUGCAGUAAGCCUUGCUGGUCCAGAAGAAGAAAUCAGAAGAGCAUGCCCCAGUAUCCUUUUUUAAAAAAAGAAAACUGCUGAAUUAGUUGCUAUCAAUUCCCGCAAGUAAUUUUUAAAAAAAAUUGUGAAAGGUUUAUCUGUUGCACAGUAUUGACUGCAAGCUGUGCAGAGGUUUAGAGAAACAGGAAAUUGUCUUACGGCAAGUCAGUCUGUUCAUCCAUGUAGGCCAGAAUUUCAGACUUGGAGAUAAAUGUGCAAAAGUUACUAGUCUGGAUAGGAGGGGAAAGAUUAUUAGCCUCCAUAUGGACAGAACCCAAUUGCAAAAGGUGUUACUCAGAAUAAAGUCUCCCUUUAUUCACCUGGAAAAAGAGUCAUGGUUAGCGGUAGGUCGAAAACAGGUUCAGAAGGCAGCACUUCUUAACUUUACAGCAGAGGAAGAGGUAGCAUACUUAAAAUCAACUAGAUAAAACAUUCUUAUUUUUGCAGCUAGGAUCACUUAAAGUAAGAAGCAUAUCAAAAUGUCAAAGAAUUGGGUGUUCUACUUAGGAAUGAUAGAAGGAAUGCAGAUGAGUGAGAGCUAGGGUGAGAGCUAUACCUUUAAGCAGUACCUCUUUUCAAGGUGUUUUACUAAUGACCUGUUCUAGAAACAUUGACUGUAAAAGUAACAAGAUGCAAGGUCCUACUACUUGAACCUCACAAUUCAGUUACAUUUUUCUUUAAUGUUCAUGCCCAGAUGUCAAGCAAAUAAGUCUAUCGAAAAAUCUUUUGUCUUCUUGGAAGGAAGUGAUAGGCAUUGCAAGCCAAGUUGAAAAUCUAGAAAUACUUAAUCUCAGGUACUUAUGCGGUACUUCAUAUUUCAUAGUAUGUAAGUGGUUAUCAGAGUAGUUCCAUUGAAAUUAAUUGACUAAGUAGGACCAACUUGAGUCCUCUAAUUUCAGUGGGUCUCCUCUGACUGAUUAAGAUAGAUAUCACUGAAUGUAUUUACCGUAUUUUUUGCUCCAUAAGACUCACUUUUUCCCUCCUAAAAAGUAAGGGGAAAUGUGUGUGCGUCUUAUGGAGCGAAUGCAGGCUGCGCAGCUAUCCCAGAAGCCAGAACAGCAAGAGGGAUUGCUGCUUUCACUGCGCAGCGAUCCCUCUUGCUGUUCUGGCUUCUGAGAUCCAGAAUAUUUUUUUUUCUUGUUUUUCUCCUCCAAAAACUAGGUGCGUCUUGUGGUCUGGUGCGUCUUAUAGAGCGAAAAAUACGGUAUAUUUGCCUUGCUUUAUUUUAUGUGGUAUAUUCUAAUUUUGUUAAAACCCAUGAAAAUAACCAUUUAAAAGUCCUACCCUUGAAUGAUGAUUGGAUUAAAAUGGGCACGAGGAUCCCCUUAUAGGAUCAGCUGAACUGUCAGUGCUUUGCAAAUAAUUUGUUGCUGACGUACAAUUAUGUGUUUUUAAAUUAUUAAUUAUUUGAUUUUCAAAUUAGAAAAUAAUGUUGAGGUUAGUGUGUUUCGAAUCUAGAUGUUGGCAAAGGAAAGUUUAUUCAUUAACAUAUUAGCAACAAAGAAACUGAAAUCCUUUAAAGGCUUUGUAAUGUUGAUAUAUAACAGGCAUGUCCAACUUGAAGUAGGCUGUGAUAUACGAUCCAGUAUAAAAACUGGCAGUGAUAUACCACCCAGGGAUGGGUGCAGGGUGGGUGGGCGCGCACCGCCGACUGCUUCCCCUGAGAGGGCAGGGAUGUGGGCAGGUGGGCGCUGGCUUUGUCCCCCGAGAUGGGUCCAGGGUUGACAGCAGCGGUAGGUGCAGGGAGGAAUGCGCACGCCGCCAGCUGCCCCCACCGCCAGCUGUAUCUCCCGCCAUGGCUGGGGUGGGUGCAAGGUGUUGGAAACACACCCGGGAAGGCUGCCAACUUCCCAAGUCUUUGGGGCGUCUCUCCGGUGGUCCUCUUUGGCCGUAAAUCUCCCGCAGUCCAGAGAGACCGCUAAUAAGCGACCCCUCUCUCUUGAAAAGAGCACACUAGUCUUCUGGCUUUUAUCAUAGCAGAAGAAAGACUCAAUCAGUAGCUCUAAACUACUUCAUUCACAGUCUUAUAAUACAGAGAUUCCAUCAGCAUGUUCUGAACACCAGUACAGAACUGCAUCACAUACAGAAGUGAAACUAACUUCCAACAGUACUCAGACUUCCUGUCUCACGCUCACUCAGACACUCACAUGAUGUAUACAAAACAUAGUACAAUAAUACCACUCGCUGGAGCAGCUCGGAUAGAUAAAAAUCCUAACACAAGAUGGGUGGGCAGGCACUGAUGGAAGGUGUGGGUGUGCACACAGCGUCAAAACAGCCUGCUUCCCCUGAGGUGGUGGCUGCUCAGGCACGUCUCCAGCAGAGGGGGCAUGGCGAUCAGCCAGAAUUCAUCCCAGGAUCGACUAGUCGAUCGCAAUUGACACCUUGGACAUGUCCGAUAUAUAAGAAGUAAGAAUCUUAAAAGUGUUUCAUACUUAUCCAUUCCAAGCUGACAGUAAUGUGGAGCAGCAUAAAGAAUUUAAUGUGAAUUGGGCAAGGAACAGUGACGCUCUGUUGCUUUCUGGAAAAUCUAAGAAUCCGGGAGCUGAGAUUCCAAACUGGGGGUAUCUACACAACAUGAGAAAUCCAGGAUCAGAUCUCCCAGAGUUUCUAUGUUUAGUUAAGCAUCAGCAAGAGGCUCUUAUUUGUAGCAGCAGGCGAUGUUUUUCCAACACUUUCCCUGUGCUGUUUUCCUGAUCUUAAACCUACACAUGUCCCAGCUGCCAUAUGCUCUUCUGGGGAAAACAUGGGGAAAUGGCAGAAGGGAAAGGAUUAAUCCCUUCACAUGCAUGCACCACUGUUCCCAUCAAAUCUGAGACCCCUUCAACUGCUUUACACUAAAAAUAGAAAUAUUGGGAGAGUUGAUCAUGAAUCAGAUUACUGGCCCUUGGUUGAAUGAUUUGCCAGUUGGUUGGCACUUUGCUGUGGCUUACUUCACUGACAACUUAUUAACAUUUGCACAUACAUAAAAAAUAGUUUGGCUUAAUCUAUCUCUGAAAUACAACAUUUGCACAAUUUGUUUAAAAUAUACAGUGGUACCUCGGGUUAAGAACUUAAUUCAUUCUGGAGGUCCGUUCUUAACCUGAAUCUGUUCUUAACCUAAGGUCCCACUUUAACUAAUGGGGCCUCCCGCUGCCGCUGUGCCGCCGCUGUGCGAUUUCUGUUCUCAUCCUGAAGCAAAGUUCUUAACCCAAGGUACUAUUUCUGGGUUAGCGGAGUCUGUAACCUGAAGCGUUUGUAACCUGAAGCGUAUGUAACCCAAGGUACCACUGUAAUCUGACUACUUCCAGUUGAUACUUAAAAUAUGAGCAACUCUCAGUUACAUGAGGGUUACUUUACAGGGUUUUGCAUUAAAUCAAAGUUGUGUAUAGUCAAAAUGCAUUCGGUACAAUGACAGGUGGGAUUGCUGAAGUUUUUUUCCUGGAUGCCUGCCCCAUUUUUUAUUUUUAUUGCUAAGCGUGUAAAGAUGAAUGUGCACAAGUUAAAUGUGCAUAAAUUGUGAGUUACCUGUAUUAUCUUAAACAUGAUAGUAAUUUACAGGAAUCUAACAGAAGGGUUAUAAACUUACUUUGCCUUAAGCACACGAUUUAAAAUGUGUAUUAACCAACAAAGAUAAUUGAUUUGAACUUGUUCCAUUCACUAAAAGCAAGACACUUUUUUCUAUUUUUACAUAGUCAGAACAAAAUGAAAUUUCCAUCUACUCCACCACCUGCUUCAACAACAUUUUGUAAUCUCAAGACUUUAGCACUUAAUCAAACAGGAGUCACAUGGACAGAGGUAAUGUAAUUUAAUAUUGCAUUGGAAUUGCUUGGUAUGACCGUAAUCAUAUGGCUUUGUUUUUGUCACAAAAUAUUUAAAGAUUGUUAUGGGUCUUCACUUACAAAAUCAUUUGUAGUUUAUAGGCAACAUGAGUUCAUCAAUACUUAUGUUCAUAGCAAGAGCACAAAUAAGGAAGGAGAUCUUCAGUUGCCUUCAAUUCGCAAAUACAAAACUAAUCCUCCUGUGAGAUCCUGAAAAAUUAUCCCUAUCAAAACUCCAGGGGAAGUGCUCAUCUUUAUGUUAAUAGAAAAUUUGAUUGUACCCAGGCAGUAUCUGGCUGAAAUAUACACUAAGAAAGCCAUACAAACAAGAUACCUGAUAAAAGUUAUUAAGGAUGACACAAUUUAAGACCUUCACUUUUUUCAAUACAGCAAUAUUGCUGCACAUAAAUAACUGGUGUCAACAGUACUGCACCAUGUGAAGUACAAAAUCCUAAUAAAAUGGAUUUUAUUAACUUUCACCUAGACAAAUCAUGUGUGUUUGCCUUUCUAAUCACAUUUAACUUUGAAGUUCUACUGAAGCCACUGGAACCUAUCAGCAAAGAUAUUUAGGGUUGAGUUGUAUGCUGUGAAUAUUAAAGCUGAAAAUACUUCAUUGUGAUGAAACACUUCCAGUUACGUUUGAUAAUUGCUUUUAGACACUUUAAACAUAUAUAUUACUAAAAAAUAUAGCAAAACAUAGUAUUGGCAUUUUUUAUGUGAAGCAUAAAAAGGAAGGUUUCUUAAUACCUCUAAAGGAAAAAAGAUAUUGCCUUAUGUUACCUGUUGUGAGACCCCUGAAAGUGGCUUGCAGUAGAAUCUGAACAAGGGCAUUCAUACUAGAGAAGAACUUCCCCAAUCUUUGAAAUAAGAUCUAAGCCAGUUUUGAGUGGUCGUGAAAUAAAUAAAUCUGGUGCUGUUUUGUUCUAAUGUAUGUCUGUUAAGGUAUACCAGUAUACAAUGUAUAUAAGAUAUACAAAAUGGUAUUUUUGUGCUAAGUGAGGUUCUCCCAUUAGGUUCUUUCAUGUGCUACUGGGUGGCCAGCUCUUGAAGAACUACAUCUUACUGCCAAUGACAUUUCACUUUUAAAAAGGUAUGAGAGUAACUGUAAAUGUCAUAAGCAUUCUUGAAUUGUGAUAUUCCUUAUUAGAAUGCUGGUUGAACAUUUAGUAUUAUGCCAUGCUAAUAAUUUUGAAUGAUGGUGCUGAAUCCAGUUUGAUUCCUGAAUGUUCUAGAGGAUUUUCCUGUUGAGAGAACAUAAAUGGUUUCAGCUUGGUACUUCGUACAAUGGGGAAUUUUCAAUUUUGAGCUCCUCAAGUUGUGGACCUUGGGUACCAGGUUUGGGGGGAAAUAUGAGACUGACCAGCCAUGCUAGUUAGAAUGAACAGUACUGAGCUAGGAUGACCCAGUGGUCUGAUUUGGGAAUCUGCUUAUACUCCAUUCCUUGCAUCUUGUAGGUAAAUACCUCUAAAAGCUGGCAAGAGCUGGCAACUUUUGAGUUCUUCAUCAAGCACAAAUUCAUGGAACCAAUCCUGGAUCAAUUGUUCUCUGUGAUCAUUGAGCUUUAUAUAGCAUUCCAGUAUUACAGGGGCUAAAGCAAACAGUUAAUUCCCACGUCGUAUAAUGUGGCAAAGGGACAAGAAAUCAGUUACAUUUCUUAAUGUUUUUAUUAUACUCUUAAAUAUGAUAUCUUCCCUCAGACCUAUUGAUGUCCUACAUAACUUGAAAUGGUUAAACCUUUCAGACAACCUGUUAACAGAUGAAAAUCAGCUUCUUCUACUUGCAGAUCUCCCAAGGUAAAUGUUACACUGUACUAUUGCUAAUUUCACCGUUUGUGUAAAACUUAACCAUGGGUUAAGGCCAGCUGGAUGAAGACAUGCUAGAGCCAAAGAUCUGAGGGGGCAAUUCACAAUCUUGUGUCCCCCUCCUGAUUUUUUGCUCAUGGAAGCUUUAACAUCUGUGGUGCACCAGCCAUAUAGAAUGAUCAAGAGUUACAUUUUUUGCAGAAUGUAUUGGCGAUUCCUCCAAAGAACAGAUGUAGUUCUUCUACUUUGCUCUACCACAUAGCCAUUUCAUUUCUACCACGUUCCCAUUUUGAAGACAAAGUGUCUGUAGUCUAUAAUCGUUUUCUGUCCAUCUCUCCUUUUUUUAAGUAACUUAAUGGGAUGCCAAGUAAGAUGUUGUGCACUGAGCUUAAACCAUGUUUUGUUUAUACCAGACAAAAACUCCAUGAAUAUUGGCUGCAGCUUACGCACUGUGGGCAUCAGCAAACUUCUACUCAUUCAGCUGGAUUUCACCUUCCUGUUGUCUCUUCUAGAUGCCCCUAAAUCUGUUCCAGUCCCCUGACCUGCCUCUGGAGCAUAUUUUGAGGGUGCAUUGGGAUUGGAGGAAGGUGAAAUUCCUGUGGUGCAAGCAGAGGUCUGCUCUAGUGAUGCAACAGACUGCUUUAAAUAUAACUUAUACCAUCCAAAUGUGUUUGAAACUAUGCCUUGAAGCACUACCUGCUGAUGGCUUCCAGGUGUCCUUUUCUCUAGAUCUGGAUUUGCUUUUCUUACCUUCAGUUUUCUCAAGCAAUAUUUUCCUUUCCAUAAUUUUAUUUCCAUUGAGGAAUCUUCUUUCUUUCUUUUUUAGGAUUUGAUUAAUCAGAGCAUAGUGCCUGUUUAAUACGUGCUUAUGUUAUAUAUUAUUAACUUAUAUUUUAACUGCCUUACUCUGACUUUAAAUUUCAGAUUAGAAACACUAAUAUUUUCAAACAAUGGGAUUUCUUCCAUACAUUUUCCUGAUGUAGAAUUUGGUAAGUAAACUGAAGGAAACUGAGCACCGUUAACAUUUUUUGUGUGUAUUCAUUUUUCUUUACUAUUAUCAGUUUAUUCAUUUUUCUUCUUUUUCUUCUUUGAAGGUUGCAAGACCAAAAUGUUCCCUUCUUUAACGCAUCUUAUAAUAAAGGACAACAGAAUAGCAGAAGUAAGUAAAAUAUUGAUGUAAUGCAUUGAAUUGUGUAUAGAAGGGUGGACACUGGUGUCUUAUAACUUAACGCUGCCUUUUAUCUUUUAAACUUUCAAAACAGACUUUCAGUCAAUUGAGAAUACACAGUGAAAAUGUUACAAUGUCAGGCCAGGGCAUUUGGCUGGUAUGAUAUUUGUGGCAUAUACUAUGCAAGGGGUUGAUGUAGGGACUAUGCACUGUGUAUUGUAUCCAUCCCAUAAUCUGCACCCUAGACUGAAAUAAUAAUAGAGUACCUUCAAAAUCAAGAACUUUGCUUUUGUUGAAUAAGUUGCUGGCUGUUUUUUCUUAGCAAUAUGAACUGUACAAUAUAAAAUGUAAAGGAUUUAUCUAAGUCAUAAUUAGAGCAGAGCCAUAGAAACCAAUGGACUGAAAUUAGCUAUGCCUGUUGAUUUCAGUGAGUUUCUCUGGGUAUUAAUUUUGUGUGUGUGUACGCGCACACACACACACACACACACACACACACACUAUUCUUGUUUUCAUUAAGCUUUUGCUAUGGAGCAAGUACCAUAAUAACAGUAGAAGGUAACAAAUUAAGUCACUGCCUCUAUACACAGCCUAUUGAGAUUUUGAGCCCCUGAUUGUUGCAAGCUGAUUUCUGGGUUAGUUUAAGAAAAAUCCAAGCAAUUUCCUCAUUUUAGUUCCCUUUGCCAGAAACAGAAGAAUAGAGUUAAAACUGCUUCAGAAUUAUGACUCUUUAGCUGUAGAAGUUGAAAUAUACUAGUGUGAGACCAAGCAAGAUUUGUUUCCCCAGCUUUAGGGUUUGCUCUUAGUUUCUAAGCAUUAUGUAGAUAAUUAAGUGAAAUCGCAUGACUUACUUCUGUUUAAUGUAAUACAUUGUCAUUCCAAUGGUGGCCAUUAUGAGAGCCUCGUGUAGCAUUUAAUAUGCAGCAGAAGAAAUUUUUGUUUCAAUGUUGGCAUAUUUUUUCCAUUUUCUUGUUUCAGUGGUCCGUUAUCAAUGAACUUGAUAAACUACAAAAGCUUCAAUCUCUAGAUUGCCGGAAUAACCCUUUAAUGGAUAUAGACAAAAACACAGCGACUGUGAAGCAGCUUAUUAUUGCCAAAAUAGGCCAAUUACGUUUUUUGAACAAGUCUGAGGUAUGUUGUUUCUUUUCAAUUAGCAGCGCUGAGGAGCGUGAAAAGUGUUUCUUGUGCCUGAGAACUUUAGACACAAACCAUAACAUGGAAUUAAUUGUUCUUGGUGCGAUCAGUUUUCUCAGAUGACCAAAAAUGUGAUCCCAAAGAAGAGACUUUAAAAAUAAGCUUCAACUUUUGAUUGUGUUGUUGACUUUUUGUGAAUUUGGGUUAUUUAAACUUGGAUGCUGGAAAAGCAUCCCAUUGCUGAAGAUUGUGUAACUUUUGACAGCACACAGAACAGUUUGCACCCGUGUAGUAGAAACAAGGCAAGGGUAGCAUACGCCUACUGCAAUGUUGAAAUUAUAUGCAGUAAACCGGAAUUUACACGUGGGUUGCAUUCUGGGGAUCGCACCUAAAGCCAAAAUUGCAUGAAGUCAAAGCACAGGUUCAGUGGUGGGUGAAAUUGCCAAAGCCCCCCUUUUUUUUUGCCCAGGUGCCUGUCCCCCUACCACUUAAAAAAAAAAAAAUCAUUUGUCAAGCAUAUAAAGCUGAAUGCGGACUAGUUAAAUGUGGGCUUACUGUAAGUACGUUUUAAAUCUUAGUAUCGUUUGAACCAUGCUGGUUCUCUGCAUUUCUGAUUCAUGUAGUUCUGUACCUUUUGGUACUGUACCUUUUACUAAACUGGGUGAAGCAGCAGUAAACCACCCAGGAUAUUCUGUUGCUCAGGGUCAGCAGUUGUUAUACCCAAUGCUGGCUGUUUCCUUUGGCGUUGAUGCUUAGGGCUGGGACUUAAGACCCCUUCUUUCUAUGGUAAUCAAAUGAUGUUUAUAGGUACCUCAAAUGAAAUUCGCUUACCUUUCUUUCUGUGAGAUGGUGGGCUAAUAGUCUCAUUACAGAAACUCUGGCUUCAGGCACUCCCAGGGCUUGAGAAAUUUGCCUUAUUUUCUUUUUGCCACGUUACAGACUGUUUUCAGAAGUCCUUUUAGUGUACAGCAGCAGUUUGUAAUGUAGCAGGGGUGAGGGCUGCUUGAGAAAUCCAAAGCCCAAAAGCCAUCUAUAGUAGAAAAGGAGCUGUAGCUGUGUUAAGUUGUAUCGCUUGGUAAUUUGAAAACCCUGCUGGAGUUGAAGCCAUUCCCAGUUGCUCACAUGAAAAGACCCGGCAGUUUUCAUGGUCCACGUUACAACCAGAAAUGACAUAAACUGUAGCCUUCUGAUCUUAUACACUUUUCUUUAUAUAAAAUGGUAACGGCUGUUCUGCUGAUAUGUCCUUGUUUUGUCACAGAUCACCCCUGAGGAAAGGAAAGGAGCAGAACUUGACUACAGGAAAAAAUAUGGCAUUGAUUGGUUAAAGGCUGGUGGUAAUCAGGAUCCAAACAAAAACAAUCCAAGUGAGGAAUUCCUUGCUGCUCACCCCAGGUUCCAGUUACUCUGUGAUAGUAAGUAUAGUGUCAGUAGAAGGGUUUUUCCUCUAGCGUUUUGACUUGUUUUAAGAUGCCUGCCUGCCUGCCUUGGUAUAAUCCUUUCACAGAUCAGUAAGGAAGUGCAUUUUACUUUCUUGGACAUUCUUGGAGAUGGCAGGGGAAAGCAAUAAUCAUGUCUGGGAAUAUCAUCAUCAAGCAGGGUCAGGUUUCUAGGCAAAAAGUAGAGUGACUAUCCCUUUCACUAUUCCCCUGGGUUAGUUGAAUCCGGCCCAACACUUCCACCACUUUGCAGCAUCUUUGGGCUCAGUAGUAUCUAGCCCACAUCUUUCAAGGAUGGAGAGGGGGAAGCCUGUCUGCCACCAACCUGAAACCUGACUUGUUUCCUGCCAUGGGAGAGGGAGGAGAAAGCAUAUUGGCACGGAACACAUCUUUGCAGCUUCAAAGAAAUGUGGCCCUCCGGUCAUCUUUGUUUGGCUCUCAAGACUCUACAGACCAUGCCCAUCCACAGGCCGUAUCCUUCACCAGCCCUGCUCUCUGCCCUCUUCGGUUGCUUUUGCUUGGCUGGUAUGUGUCCUUGAACUGCAGUAAUACCUUUUUGUUGCCUGGGGGAGAUUUUGGAGGUGAAGCCAAGUAGAGACCGCUGGCUUUUGCUGUAGCUGGAAUGCAGCCUGCUGAAAAAAGUAAAGUUAUAUCCAUUCUUGCACCCACUUUUGCCUCUGGCUCAACGCAGCACUGGCACGCAGCUCUCAGAAAGUUGUCCAGGAAGCAAUGUAGUCCAGGUUCAAGGUUUCCUGCUCCAACCCCUUGGAACUACAGUACAGAGAAUAAAACUCAAUAGUCUUUAUUUUUGGUGGGGCAAAACCCAGUUGCCAGCAUUAUCUGGAAUGCCAAGUGACUGCAUCUUCCUCUCAGUAUCCUUGCAGUGUAACCUGUCUGUAGCCAAGAGGAGAUGCUCUCCCAGCAACUGCCUCUCUCUUGCACCCUGGCAGAAUUCAUAACAUAGAAUAACAAAGCAUUGGCUUUUCUGAUCCUCAUGUGAUAUGUGUUUGCAAGGUCAGUCAGUGGAGGACACACCUGCUCUGCACAUGAGCUUUUUGAUUUGAGCAAAGGUUUAAUCAGGGCUUAUAAGUAUGUUCUUUCUGGUAAUGAGGGAUUCCUGGGUGCAUGGAAGCUUCUAAUUCAUUUCAGAUGAAUGUGCUUAUGAGCUCUUUCAGACCUUUCUACAUCAGAUCUUUUUCUUCAUUGUUCCCCUUGUGUAGCCAUUAAUGCCCCAGUCAGAAAUGUCUGAACCUUUGAGAAGUUGCAGUCCCUCUUUUACCUGCCAGCAUUAGCGAACCUACCCACAAGACUAAUAAUUUGUUUUAAGCAUUAAGUGAAUUGCUAUUCUUGUCAUUUUUCCGUAACAGAAUAUGGUGCCCCUGAAGAUGGAGAGCUGAAAAGAGAACAGCCCUUCUCACUAAAAAGUCAGCUGUUGGGUAAGAUAUAAGGCCAAACUAAAAAAAAGUAUUUAAAGAAGUUUGUAAUGCUACAGUACAGUAUUUGCAGAGCAGGUGACUUUUUUAAAGGAUGUCUCAGUUAUGAUGUUGUACACAUCCCAAACAGACUAUUUAACUGAUGACUCCUCCCCUCCUUGCCGUAUAACUUCUGCAGCCUUAAACCAACAAGGAUGUGGGUUGUUGAGAUCAUGAUAAUAAAAAAAUUUAUUUAUAUCACGCCCUCCCUGCCGAAGCCGGGCUCAGAGUGGUUAACAUCAAAUGUAUAACACAUUAACAUAAAAUCAGACAAUCAAUUAAAAUACAUCCUCAAAUCAGGUCAGGAUCAGAAUAAAAUCCAAUGAGAUGGCAACCCGCAGAUUAGGGUUGGGGACCUUAAAUGCUCACCAGGCCCAACUGUUUGUGCUGAACUUAUAUGGGCCUGUGAGAAAAAUUGGGAGGACACUUUCAUACAAGUUCUUAUGAAAGGGGAGAGGGAGUCAGACUGAACCCCGACCGAAGGCCUGGCAGAACAGCUCCGUCUUGCAGGCCCUGAGAUGUCAAGUCCCGCAGGGCCCUAGUCUCUUGUGACAGAGCGUUCCACCAGAUUGGAGCCACAGCCGAAAAAGCCCUGGCUCUAGUUGAGGCCAGCCUAACCUCUCUGUGGCCUGGGACCUUCAGGAUGUUUUUGUUUGAAGACCGUAAGUUCCUCUGUGGGACAUACCAGGAGAGGCGGUCCCGUAGGUACAAGGGUCCUAGGCCGUAUAGGGCUUUAAAGAUUCCUAUUACUACACAUCAGGGGUAUGGGACCUGUCUCUCUCCAGAGGAUGUUGGCCUCUGAACUCCCAUCAGCUCCAGCCGGCAUGGUUGGAGACUGAGGAUGAUGUGUGUUGUCCAGCAACACUGGGAAGAUUGCAUGUUCUGCACCCCUGCUAUAUGUGACAAGCAGCAUGUGAUAUUACAACUAUUACUGUUCCCUGUUCAGGGAAGCUUUUAAUCUGUGAUAUUUUACUGUAUUUUUUGUUUCUAUGGAAGCCGCCCAGAGUGGCUGGGGAAACCCAGCCAGAUGGGCGGGGUACAAAUAAUAAAUUAUUAUUAUUAUUAUUAUUAUUAUUAUUAUUACUACUUGAAUCUAAGUUUAAUUUUUCUCAGCACGCUCAGGAUUCCUGGUGAGGCCAGAGUUUUUUAAAAAAUGCUUUCAGAGGGAUGUGCUUAUUUUAGAGGGGAAGGAAUACUCUUAGUGUAUUUGGUAACAAGUAGGCAUGGUGACAUCCACUUUCCCCUGACCCAAAGACAUUUUAAACUCUGUUUAUACCGUUGUGGUGUGAUCCAGUUAUAUCAAGCAAAGUUUCUCAGUUUCUUGGCACCCUGAAAUUGUUUCUUAGGAUAUACUCAUGUCCAGGUAUUGUAACUUAUCAGUAUUAAUCUAUUGCCUUUGAACUUGCCAUACACUUUUCAGUGUCAAGAAUUCUUACACCCAACAGUGCAUUAGGGGUUAAUUGGAAAUAUGCAUAAGGUUUCUCCCCUUGCCUAUAACUAAUAUACAUUGUAUAAAAUGUUAGUAUUACAUCAGCUUCUCACUGUUCUUUAUUUUCUAAGCUUUGACCUUUAAGUGUCCUGACAGACCUGAUCAGAAGCCCAUAGAGAAGAAACUGCCAGGUAAGGCAAGAAUCAGUGUUGAUUUCAAGCAUGAUCAAAUCCCGGCUUAAUAAGCGAAGAUAUGCUUGAGUUCUGUGCACCAACAUACAACUCAUUCAGGUGACUAGGGAAGCCCAGGAAUCCAGAGUUAACUGUAACUUCCCAUUACAUGCGAACCAGGGUUAAUGGCUUCUAUACAAGCCAGCUAUGGCUUAAGUUACCAUAUUUUUCGCCCUAUAGGACACACUUUUCCCCCUCCAAAAAUGAAGGGGAAAUGUGUGUGCGUCCUAUGGGACGAAUGCAGGCUUUCUGCACACAGACCCCUCUCCCUCUCCAGGCUUCAGGAAGCUAUCCGCAAGCCUUGGGAGCCCGCGGGAGUUUCCGCCGGGCUCCCACGGCUUGCGGAGAGCUGCCUGCAUCCCAAAGCCUGGGGUGCGCUGAGCAGUCGCGCCCGGGCUUCGGGUAGCUCUGCGCAAGCUGUGGGAGGGCUCCCACGGCUUGCGGAGAGCACCCUGUUCUGGGGGCUGGGGAAGCCCUGCGCCUGGGGGGGAAAUAAUUUUUUUUAUUUCCCCUCCAAAAAACUAGGUGCGCCCUAUGGGGCAAAAAAUACGGUAGCUUAAGAAUCCAAGCUUCUUUGAAAGUCAUAAACCAUAGGUCCCAUUUGGCAUGUAAUGGGUAAUUUACAGUUAACUGUGGCUCCCUGACUUGUUUUUCAGCUUCCACAAAACGACUGUAUGCUGGUGCACAGAAUUUAGGUAUAUCAUUAUUAUUUAUUAAAUUUAUAUCAUGGCAUAUUAAGCCAGGAUUUCAUCAUUUGACAUAGCCUGUUGUUUCUGCAUGUCAGAAUUAUUUUGUUUUUCUUGGCUACCUCAUAUUUAAGUGUUUUUACUUAAGUGGGUUAAGUUCUUCAAGGGUACAUAAAGCGCUAUCCAACAAAGUUAGUUGGAUUACAGCAAGGAUUUUUGUUGAUUUAACAGAACUUCUCCCUGUGCAUCCCCAUCACCCUUCCCAAAUCUGCUCCAGAAGAUUGAGGGGAAACCCAGAACAGAUUUAAGAGAUGCUCAGGGACAGGACCUGACCUGUAAGUUCUAUUGUGCAGCCAAAAGUCCUUGCGUUAACAGAACUGUUUCACUGGAUACCACCCAGUUUUCCUUCUAUUGUAAAAACGCAUUGAGAAACUAGCCUCAUUCUGCCUUUUUGAAGGCAGCAGAAUCAUCCUCAGCCUGCACACUGAUGUAAGAAGCAUCUUUAAAAGAGUAUUCCUUUGAAGCAGAAGAAGAGAAAUUAGGCUAUUGUAAAAUUUUUACAGAGUACCCUAAUUAGGACUCCCCCCCACCCCGUUAGGUUGGAUGACUGCUUAAUACAUUCAAAACUUCAGUCUAGUUGUUCAAGUAUGUAUUUUGAUUAAAUGGGGAAUCCUCUUAAAGCAGCAUCUGCUUAACGGGGAGUAUUUGUGGGAAAGCUAAAUAGAUUAGGAAUAUAUGCAAGAUUAUCUUUUGUGUAAGAUAAUCAGCAACAUUAGAGGGUGGUAAUUCCUGUCGUUAUUAGAAUACAACAUUCAGAUUCAAGAUUAAUUUCUGCACCUAGAGGGUGCUGCCUUCUUAAGAACAUACAGGGCCAUCAUUUUCUUGCCUUAUGCCGGCUGUCUGGUGAUCUUGUUUGGAGGCAUUAGGAGCAAGUAUCCCAUGUCUGCGGUCCUUUAGCUUAUAUAAAACUUAAGGCUGCAAUUCUAUACUCACUUAAAUAUGAUUGAACUUUAAUUGGACUUGCUUCUGAGAGACACGUAUAGAACUGCAGCGUAAAGUAUUUAUACUUUUGGGUCUGCAAGCUUUUGUAUGCUUACCUGGGCUUUACUUAUGAGUAAACAUGACAAAUAAUACCAAUUUAUAUGCUAGCUUAUUGUUAAAGCAGUAAAAUAAGUUUGAAAGGAAAAUUGCAUAUUUCAAUUCCAUGUCCUGUUUUCCCUUAAAAAGCCCAGUUCUCUGCCCCGCUUCAAAAUUUUACACCUUUAGUACUUACUUGAUGAAACAACAUAGAGUAGUCUCUGCUGACUUAAUUGUUACAUUGGAGAAAAGCAUUUAAGCAGCAGCUUACAGAAUUACAUACAGGUCCCAAGUAAAAUAAAUGCCAGUGUAACAAAGUGGAAGUAUUUUUCUGGUGGACAGGGACACACAAAGCCAAGACCCAUUUCCAUUCUUGUGUAAUAUCCCAAGAUAGAUUCAAAAGUCAGGUCAGUUUUGCCUAUCUUGUGGAAGAAGAAAUAGCAUAUAUUCCAUGGAUACAAAUCCCAUCAUUCUCCAUGGGAAUUUCUCAGUGGGGUAGCAGGAAUACAGUUUAACACACUUGUAUGACCCAUGUGAUCAAAUAGUCAAUGAAUUUGAACACUGUAUUUUGAAAAGUAUUUAUUCUAAAAUAAAAAUCACAUUUAUCACAAGUUGCAUAAAAUAUACAGCUUUUCCAAAAAGUUAAUAGAAAAAUAUUUUUCUAAGUACAUUUUGUGACAAUAGAGUAACUCACUAUUGCUGUGCCUUCAGAUAAAGCUUUAAAUGAAAGGGGAAGGGGAUUACCCACAAUAGCUAAUAUCUUGCAUUGCUCAAAUUUAGAAGAUAGUUUUAAAAAACUAACUUACUCCUUCAAGUCUCAUUACAAAAAUACACCUCCAUGUUCAUAUGUAUUGGUUUGUAAUGCAAGCACAUAAAGCUAGUGGUAAACUAGAACUAAUCAAUAUACACGAUUUUGGACCUUGUCAUAAGUUCCUAAAAUGACAAUCAUUUUUUGCAGAGGGAAGAGCUUCAGUCAAAGUACAAAAGAGCAAAUGCCAUAAACUAAGUCCUGAAGGUCACUUAGGUCAGUCAGUGUGUUGUAUACAUAAACUAUAGAAACUCCAAUUUGGUUUAUAGUUUUUAUAUUAUUACCUUUAUGUCAAACUGAGGUGCUGCUGCUAAUUGCUUCAAGAGAGCAACUUCAGGAAAUCUACUUAAAUGCAUUAAAAGGUAAUUAUUUGAAGUUGAUCAAUUUUCUUUUCCCUAUACAGAGUCUAUGACUAUCCAGAAGGUUAAAGGAUUGCUGUAUCGGCUACUUAAAAUCCCAGGUUCAGAACUGAAGCUAUCCUACGAAAGUUCUAAAGUAAGCUCAUGUUCAUACAAUACAGAAUACAAUUUGUCACACUGCUACUGUCAACACUGCACUCUAACACUAUUGAAUUAUUUGAUUCCUGUAAAGGACAGUAACCAUAACCAUAAUUUUAGACCUUGUUCGGCUUUCUUUUGAGAGGUAGCAGCUGCUUGAUCUCACAUCUUUUGCCUUUUUAAAAAAGUUAUGCAAGAUUAAAAUAGACUAAUAUCUGGAUCUUUUCUUAUCCUAGAUGAAAGGCAAGGAAUUUGAACUAGACAAUGACCUAAAGCCAUUGCAGUUUUACUCUAUUGAAAAUGAAGACUCCAUACUAGUCCGAUGGUAA
This is a messenger RNA of Podarcis lilfordi (Lilford's wall lizard), 24348 nucleotides long. The record is from the annotation of a GenBank genome assembly. NCBI's taxonomy places the organism in Eukaryota, Metazoa, Chordata, Lepidosauria, Squamata, Lacertidae.